AUGGCUAUUCCUAAUAUAGCAGUCCGAGGCUCUACAGGUUUGACACUGUAUCAGAGUGAAUCGCCAUAUGAUCUAGUCUCUAAAUUUCCAUCGGAUGUCUCAUCGACAUGCAAGUUUAUGUUGUUCAGUCCGAAUGGAAAACAUUUUGCUUGGAUUAAUAAUUCCAAGGUUGUAAUUGUUAAAACUUCUGAUUGGAAGACUAUUGCUGAAGUUGACUAUCCAAAAGCCGCACAAUUAGCAUAUAGCUGUAAAGGAACUUUUUUGAUCGUUUAUGAGCCAUUUAUGACAACACCAAGUAAUCCAAAAGGCAGUCCUAAUGUGCACAUUAUAAAAACGGCUGAUGGACAACUAGUGAAAAGUUUAGAAUACAGAGAUUAUAAACUUUGGACUCCACAGUGGUCUUCGGAUGAAAAAAUUUGUGCUCGGUUUUUGAAUGGCGAUGUAUUAUUUUACGAAAAUUCUAAUUUUGAUAAUAUUGUACAUAGAAUUAAAGGACUUAAACUCAAUAAUUAUUCAAUAUCUCCAGGAAAUCAACCACUUAAUAUUCUUUGCUUUAUUCCAGCUAAAACUGGUCCUUCAAAUGGUCGUCUAUUUCAAUAUCCAGAUUUUAGUACAAUUGUUGCCAAUAAAAGUUUUUUUCAGGCUGAUAGAGUAGAAAUAUUUUGGAACCAGAAAGGAACAGCAUCCUUAAUGUUAACAAGUACCGAUGUAGACAAAACAGGAGCAUCGUAUUAUGGUAAACAAGGUCUACAUCUGAUAACUUCAAAAGGAGACACUUCUCAGGUUAUAGUGAAUAAAGAAGGACCUUUAUAUAAUGCUGCCUGGAGUCCAUCUUCAAAUGAAUUCUGUGUUAUCUAUGGUUUUAUGCCAGCAAAGGCAACUUUAUAUAAUUUAAAAUGUGACCCAGUAAUAGAAUUUGGAACUGGAACAUUUAAUGCAGUCUACUACAACCCAUUUGGGAAUAUUCUUCUCUUAGCUGGGUUUGGUAACGUGCAAGGAAAUGCAGAGUUAUGGGACAUAAAUGGCAAGAAAAAGAUUAAAAAAAUAGAAAUACCAGAUACUACAUUUCUUCAAUGGUCUCCGGAUGGUAAACAUUUUGUAACAGCUACAACUGCACCACGACUUAAAGUAAGUAAUGGCUAUAAAAUUUGGCACUAUAGUGGUGCAUUACUACAUGAAAAACCUUGGGGAAAAGAUGAACUAUAUCAAGUUGUUUGGCAAAAUUAUCCUCAAGGUACUUUUAAAACACCCAACAUAGUUUUCAAAGCUGUUGAAGGAAUUGCUUCUAGUCAACCAAUUGCUUCUAAACAAGUUUAUCGACCACCGCAUGCCCGAAAUUCUGAUUUUAAACCCACUAGCUUACACGAAGAUUCAUCAUUAGAAACAAAAAACCAAUCAAAAGCUUAUUUAAAAAUGAAAAAGAAACGUGAAGCUAAACGACAAGCAAAGCAAAUGCAGGAUGUAGAAGACUCAAACGAUGAUAAACAAAAUGCUGUAAAAAUAAUUGAUGUACCCAAAGAUAACGAAAAACAAUUAAGAAUUAAAAAAAUUCAAUCUGAUUUAAAAAGCAUAAAUCGUUUCAAAACUUUACAAUCUUCAGGUAAAGAAUUGGAUAACAAUCAAAUGGCUAGAUUAAAACUUGAAAAUGGUUUAAUAGCUGAACUGAAACAACUACAGUUGUAA
This is a messenger RNA of Macrosiphum euphorbiae (potato aphid), 1683 nucleotides long. The record is from the annotation of a GenBank genome assembly. Lineage: Eukaryota; Metazoa; Arthropoda; Insecta; Hemiptera; Aphididae.